Penicillium bovifimosum is the source of this 1281-nucleotide messenger RNA. RefSeq names its product cation diffusion facilitator family transporter. Gene Ontology annotation, molecular function: monoatomic cation transmembrane transporter activity. The record is from RefSeq and is a predicted model, not a curated record. The transcript is spliced from 2 exons. NCBI's taxonomy places the organism in Eukaryota, Fungi, Ascomycota, Eurotiomycetes, Eurotiales, Aspergillaceae. Gene Ontology annotation, cellular component: membrane. Gene Ontology annotation, biological process: monoatomic cation transport; transmembrane transport. The coding region runs from base 1 to 1281 and encodes 426 amino acids.
AUGCCGCUGACGCAACCCCUGUGCAGGCUUCGUCCUCUCCACUUAAGAGUCUCUCUCGGAUCUCUAGCCCAGCGGCGUGUAAUUACAUCCGCUCCUUUAUUAAAAAAGUCUUCCUUUUUCUUUCACUCCAGACCUCGUUCCCUCCCUCCAACCUCGCUCGCUAUGACCCAAACUAGAGACCAUGGGGGCCAUGGCCAUGGUCACCAUCACCACCACGAUACUACCUACCUUACCUCUACAAACAAAAGCGACGCCGGUGUUCGCAUUACGCGUAUUGGUCUUGUCGCCAACUUAUGCAUGGCAAUUGGAAAAUUCAUUGGCGGCUAUGUCUUUCACUCUCAAGCCCUCAUCGCCGACGCCUACCACGCGCUCACGGAUCUCGUUUCUGACUUUAUGACCUUGGGUACCGUUGCCUGGUCCCUCAAACCCCCGAGCGAACGAUUCCCGAACGGAUAUGGAAAGAUCGAGAGUAUUGGUGCGCUGGGAGUUAGUGGGCUUCUACUUUGUGGAGGAGUGUUUAUGGGUCUCAAUGCAGGACAGGUCUUGCUGGCUCAGUUCUACCCCGACGUGGCCGAAACGAUAGCCCACUCUGGACUGCUGGGUCAUGGUCAUUCACAUAGUCAUGGGCCAAUUGGUCCUAGUGUCCAUGCCGCGUGGAUCGCAGCGGGCUCGAUUGUGGUCAAGGAGUGGCUCUACCGUGCCACUAUGAAGGUCGCCGAAGAGCGCAAGUCAUCCGUGCUUGCAUCCAAUGCCGUUCACCACCGCGUCGAUUCCUUGACGAGUAUCGUCGCCCUUUUUACAAUCGGGGGAAGCUAUGUUUUCCAAGACGCCACCUGGCUGGAUCCAGUUGGCGGACUUCUGAUUUCCCUGAUGGUCAUCAAAGCCGGCUGGGGCAACACAUGUACUUCUCUUUUGGAAUUGGCGGACACCACGGUUGAUGAGGAAAUUCGGCACUCGGUCAAGGAUGCCGCUUCCAAGGCCAUGAAGGAUAUCGAGGAUGGACACGAAGUGAUUGUUCGCGACGUGCAGGGCAUGAAAUCGGGUCAGAACUAUUUGAUGGACAUUGAGUUGGCUGUGCCGGGCGCCUGGGCUAUUAGCCGGUCGCGACACAUCGAAGAGGUCAUUCGCAAUGCCGUUGGAUCUGAGGUUCGUGGCGUGAAGCGCAUCAAGGUUCGCUUCAUUCCAGCAGAACUUCAGGAACUCACAUUCUCUGAUGAGUUCAUCACACAAGAUGUCGGCGGUGACCCGGAGACACGGUCGACUGUCCGGAAGCAACAAUAG